Messenger RNA from Diplodia corticola, 1377 nucleotides. RefSeq names its product fad binding domain-containing protein. Gene Ontology annotation, molecular function: FAD binding. Bases 1 to 1377 code for a protein of 458 amino acids. The record is from RefSeq and is a predicted model, not a curated record. The transcript is spliced from 4 exons. Lineage: Eukaryota; Fungi; Ascomycota; Dothideomycetes; Botryosphaeriales; Botryosphaeriaceae.
AUGGCGUCCGAAAAACCGUUGAAGGUCCUUAUCGUCGGCGCCUCAACUUCAGGCUUGACCUUGGCCCAUUGCCUUGACCGAGUCAACAUAGACUACGAAAUCUUCGACGGCCACCCGGUCGCUCCUCCCGUCGGCGCCUCCAUCUGCCUUCUUCCAAACGGUGUCGCCGUGCUCGACCAGCUCGGUCUGUACAAGAGCCUCGCCGCCAUCACAAGGAAGCUUAAGAACGUAGCCAUAUAUGCCUCUGGCGGUCGACUGAUCAAUGUCGGCUACCCCGGCUGCAUGCUCCCCAGGCAAGCUCUCGUCCAAAUGCUCUACGACCACAUCGCCGACAAGUCCAAAAUCCACGCAGGAAGCGGCAACAAAGUCCGCCGAGUCGAGCACCGGGACGAUUGCAUCGAGCUGCACACCACGGAUGGCGCCGUCAUCCGCGGCGAUCUGGUGGUCGGAUGCGACGGCGUCCACAGCACCAUCCGAUCUGAAAUGUGGCGCAUCGCCCGCGCCGCGCAGCCCGAAGCAUUCGCCGAAGACGCAUCCGCCUUUGCAUCGGAAUAUCGCUGUCUCUUCGGCAUCUCGGGCCCCGUUCCCGGGAUGGGGCCCGGUGACAGCCAUCUCACCACCGGCAAAGCCGGCUAUCUUCUUUUCGACGGGGCGAACGGCGACGUGUUCUGGUUCCUCUACGAGAAGAUGGACAGGAAGUACACCUGGCCCGACGUGGCUCGGUUCACCCCUCAGCAAGGCGAGGCGCUGGCGGCCGAACACGUGCACGACGUCAUCACCGGCGAGAUGACCUUCGGCGACGUGUGGAAGGCGCGGAAGACGUUCGGCCUGCUCCCCAUGGAGGAGGGCGUUAUGAAAAACUGGCACUGGGGCCGCAUUGCCGUCCUCGGAGACGCCGCGCACAAGGUAUCUGUGAAUGCGGGCCAAGGCGGCAACAGCGCAAUUGAGGACGCCGCCGCUUGUGUGAACGCGCUGAACGCGGCCGUCAAGGCGUCUCCGUCACGCGGCCUGUCUUUGGCGGAAAUCACGACCGCGCUGGGCCGAUACCAGGACGCUCGACUGCCGCGCAUGUUGAAGAUCGAAUGCCUGUCCAGGGACCUGUGCCGCAUCCAAGGCGCCGAAGGCAUCAAACACUCCCUGUUCGUGGCGGUUUCUUGGCUCAAGAGCGCGCCUUGGAUGGAGAUGCAGGAGGACGUGGUGCGCGGGGCGGUGACGCUGGAUUUCUUGCCCGCAUCGACUCGGUAUAUCAAAGCGGCGGCACUGCCGACGGAGCAGGGCGGCUUCUUUUCCCUGGCCAGUCUCCUCGUCCUAAGCGCUGGCUUGCUUGCGGGAGUUGGCAUUGGCGUCUUUCUGAACAAGAUUCCUAUCGUCGGUUAA